This is a messenger RNA of Ailuropoda melanoleuca (giant panda), 1160 nucleotides long. RefSeq names its product ER membrane protein complex subunit 8 (gene EMC8). The record is from RefSeq and is a predicted model, not a curated record. Bases 153 to 785 code for a protein of 210 amino acids. Lineage: Eukaryota; Metazoa; Chordata; Mammalia; Carnivora; Ursidae. The transcript has 5 exons. Gene Ontology annotation, cellular component: EMC complex.
AGUGGAGGUUGAGGCGGGCGCGUCGGCUUUUCCCGGGUGGGAGUCGCUGUGUGAGGAGCCCAGCCCGCAGUCGGCCCGGGCUUGUGUGGGCCGCCGCGGGCCUCGGGGCCGGGCCAGACAGCCGGGGCCUCCGGGGCCCUGCCGGGCUCAGCAUGCCCGGGGUGAAGCUGACCACCCAGGCUUACUGCAAGAUGGUGCUGCACGGCGCCAAGUACCCCCACUGCGCCGUCAACGGACUGCUGGUGGCCGAGAAGCAGAAGCCGCGCAAGGAGCACCUGCCACUGGGCGGCCCGGGCGCCCACCACACCCUCUUCGUGGACUGUAUCCCCCUCUUCCACGGCACCCUGGCCCUCGCCCCCAUGCUGGAGGUGGCCCUUACCCUGAUUGAUUCAUGGUGCAAAGAUAAUAGCUAUGUGAUUGCUGGUUAUUAUCAAGCUAAUGAACGAGUCAAGGAUGCCAGUCCAAACCAGGUCGCCGAGAAAGUGGCUUCCAGAAUCGCCGAGGGCUUCAGCGAUACGGCUCUCAUCAUGGUAGACAACACUAAGUUUACGAUGGACUGUGUGGUGCCUACGAUCCACGUGUACGAACAGCAUGAAAACAGAUGGCGGUGCAGGGACCCACACUAUGAUUACUGUGAAGACUGGCCAGAGGCCCAGAGGAUCUCAGCGUCACUCCUGGACAGCCGGUCCUACGAAACACUUGUGGAUUUCGAUAACCACCUGGAUGACAUUCGGAAUGACUGGACAAACCCAGAGAUCAAUAAAGCUGUUCUGCAUCUGUGCUAGGGAGGGCUUUUAGUGACUGGUCUCUGGGCAUUUCCACUACACUGAAGAAGAAAGCUAUUUUUAAAUGUAAAUAAGAUCUCUCCUGGCGUGUCUGGAAAGCUGACGGUUUUCCAAGAUGGCAUGUGCCCUGACAGAGGGCAGAACGUCCGUCAGCCAUCUUUCUACUGCAGAGCCUGUAGAAGAGGUGCGGACUGUCCGGCCGACCGUCCCUGUGGAGUCCUUCCCGGUUGUGUGUUGCUCUAAUCCUCCAAGUCAAAGCUGUUUCUGCUUGUCCCACAUGGUUCCUAUUAAACAGUUGUAACCUUUUAUAAUCUGGAGAGAAUACUUUUUAAGGUUUGUGAACUACCUUUAAAAGAAAAAAGCCCAGAUAUUAUA